Messenger RNA from Ceraceosorus guamensis, 1875 nucleotides. Its product is annotated as LIP-domain-containing protein. NCBI's taxonomy places the organism in Eukaryota, Fungi, Basidiomycota, Exobasidiomycetes, Ceraceosorales, Ceraceosoraceae. The record is from RefSeq and is a predicted model, not a curated record. Gene Ontology annotation, biological process: lipid catabolic process. Gene Ontology annotation, molecular function: triacylglycerol lipase activity. Bases 252 to 1625 code for a protein of 457 amino acids. The transcript has 3 exons.
CGACCACUCAUAUUCGCCCCCGAACUUCUGCGAGGUAGAAGGCGAGCAAGACAUUCUUGGCUUUUCUUAGCCGAGCUUGCGGCUCCAUCAUGACGUCGUUUCGAGUGACGACCGACUCGUGUUCGACUCCUUUGAAGAAAAGAUGCGGUCUUGAACUGCUCCGUAAGCUCACGACAUCAGCCUCCCGAUUCUACUCUCCUGCCUGCAAUCGUCUCCCUCACCUUACGUCUCUAUAAUCUCUGCGCGCCAUCAUGCUUCAACCACUUUUCGUGUGGCUUGGUCUCCUGGCCGUGACUAUACAAGUCUCUGCGUUGGAGGGCCAAUUGCAUGCGCGUCAACUUGGGUUCACCCAGCCACUGCCUAGCAAGGACGACUUUUACAAGCCGCCUGCCGGCUUCGAGAGCAAACGGCCUGGCGAGGUGCUCAAGUCCCGCAAGGCCACCAUCAUCGGCAAUGGCGCAUUUUUGGCGGACAGCUGGCAAGUGCUUUACCGCACCAACACCGUCCUCGAUGAGCCGGACGUCACGGUUACGUCCAUCCUUGCUCCUCGCAAGCCCUCCAGCCCUCCAAAAAUUGUAGCCCUCGGUAUUCCACAAGAUUCGGGUGCUUUCGACUGCGCCAACUCUUAUGCCAUCCGUGUGGGAUCCAUUUCCAAUGCAGCUCUUACUUCUCAGCUCUUUGCUCCCGAGAUCGACGCCAUUCUCUCUCGCGGUUGGUAUCUGACCAUUCCGGACUUUCAACUGAGCAACAGCAGCUUCAUCAUCGGUCAGACCGAGGCGCAUGGAAUGAUCGAUGGCGUCAGGGCCUUGCUCGACUUCAAGCAGGCCUUGCCAAAGUCGGACGGUUACACGUUUCAAUUCACCGGCUAUUCGGGCGGGGGUCACGCAGCAUCUUGGGCCGCGCAAGAAUUGCCAGCGUAUGCUCCGGAGCUCAAGUCUCAGCUUGCAGGUGUGGUCAGCGGCGGCAUUCCCGUGAGCCCCAACAACACGCUCAGCCUGGUCAACAAGAGCUUCUUUGCGGGUGUGGCUGGAGCAGGAGUGGUGGGAUUCUACAAUGCCUACCCUCAAGUCCGCCAAUUCGCCAAGGAGCAAGGAUUGCCAAACGUCACGCACUACUUGGAGCAGUUCAAAGCUUCCGAUGGCUGUCUGAUCAACUCCGUCAUUCGCUUCCCCUUCCUCGACAUUUUCAGUCUCGCCAAGACAAAGGGCUCGACUCCUAGCGUGGAACCCUUCAAGUCUUUGCUCAUCAGCAACCUGCUCGGUGCUGGAUCUGGCUUGCCAAACCCUUACAUUGUCGGCGUACCCCAGUACAUUUGGCACAGUCAAAUCGACGACGUCGUUCCUCCAAACGAUGCGUUGGCCUACGCGCAGGAUCAAUGCAAGAACGGAGCGUUGAUCAAGUACGACGGAUUUGCCAUUGAUGGGCACGUGCAGACCGGACUGGCCACCAUUCCAAACGCAGUCGUGGCCCUUCAAGACUUUUUCGACGGCAAAGCGCCCGCCGAGUGCCAGUUCAACAAGAAUGUGCUCCCCUUUGAUCUCAAAACGACCAGCAACUACUUUGGUGCUAUAGUCGCUGCUGGACUUCAAGCUGCGCAAUCCAAGGCAAGCACGCUCUUCAAGUAGGCAGGUGUCUUGGCACGCCCCUUCGCGUCUUCGGCAGUGGUCGACCUUGGGGUCCGCGCACUCGCUCGCUCCAUUGCCACCCAGAGACUCUCUCCGCUCGCACUCACCUUCAUUUGCAUUCGCUCUCACAACGCCCUAAAUCCAAUCCCCCCAAUCUCGAGUCCAACUCAUUUCACACAAGCUUGCUCGCCUUUCGUAGAUGAACAGAUGCAUUGCACUGUGUGUAGAAAGAGUCGGAGUUGGUGAUAGC